AUGCUCCGAUCCGUUUCGAAAUUCAGAGCUCCCCUCGCCCGAUCUUGUCGAUCCUUCACCACCAUUGGAGUGCCUGGUACCCCAGGAAACGGUACCUUCUCCAUCCCUGAAAUCAAGAACGAGCCCGUCCGAGACUUUGAGCCGGGAUCCAAGGACCGCCAGGGCGUCCUCAACUCCCUGAAGACAAUCAAGGAGUCUGUGCACGAGAUCCCCGUCGUCAUUGCCGGCCGAAAGUACUGGUCCGAGAAGACCGGAUCCCAGUACAACCCCUACGACAAGAAGGAGAUCGCCAAGGUGUCCCAGGCCACCCCCGAGGACGUGACCUUCGCCAUCGAGACCGCCAUGGGCGCCAAGAAGGAAUGGGCCAACGCCUCCUUCGCCGACCGAGCCGCCGUCUUCCUCAAGGCCGCUGAGCUCAUCGCUGGCAAGUAUCGAUACGACAUGCUUGCUGCCACCAUGAUUGGCCAGGGCAAGAACGUGUACCAGGCCGAGAUCGACACCACCUGCGAGCUGGCCGACUUCCUGCGAUUCAACGUUAAGUACGCCCAGGAGCUCUACCAGGUCCAACCCGCCGAGAACUCGCCCGGCGUGUGGAACCGAGCUGAGUACCGAGCCCUCGACGGUUUCGUCUACGCCGUCACCCCCUUCAACUUCACCGCUAUCGCUGCCAACCUGGUUGGUGCCCCCGCCCUCAUGGGUAACACUGUCGUGUGGAAGCCCUCUGCCGCCGCCGUGCUCUCCAACUACUACCUCUACCAGAUUCUGAUUGAGGCCGGUCUGCCCGAGGGAGUCGUCUCCUUUGUGCCUGGUAACGCCCAGGAGGUGACCAAGACCGUUCUUGGCUCCGAGGACUUUGCUUCUCUGCACUUCACCGGCUCUACUGGUGUCUUCCAGACUCUUAACCAGGAGAUUGCUGCCCACCUGCCCGAGUACAACUCCUACCCCCGAAUUGUUGGUGAGACUGGAGGAAAGAACUACCAUCUCAUUCACCCUACUGCCGACCUGUCCCACGCUGUCAAGUCCACCGUCCGAGGUGCCUUUGAGUACCAGGGCCAGAAGUGCUCUGCCUGCUCCCGAGCCUACGUCCCCGAGAACAUGUGGGAGGACUUCAAGAAGGAGAUCCAGGCCGAAGUCAAGAACGUGACCGUCGGUGAUGCCACCACCCCCGAGGGCUUUGCAUCUUUUGCCGGUCCCGUCAUUCAUCAGCAGUCCUUUGACAAGCUCAAGGGUGUCAUCGAUGCUGCCAAGAAGGACGACUCUCUCGAGCUGGUCGCCGGAGGCAAGUACGACGACUCCAAGGGCUUCUACGUCGAGCCCACCAUCUACGUGACCCGGGAUCCCGAUCACCCCAACCUCAAGACCGAGUUCUUCGGCCCCAUUCUCACCGUCUGCCUGUACGACGAGGUCAAGUUCCUCGAGACCUGCGAGGUUGUCGACAAGACCACCAAGUACGGACUCACCGGCGCCAUCUUCGCCUCCGACCGAUACGUCAUCUCCCAGGCUUCCGAGCGACUGCGAUACUCCGCUGGAAACUUCUACAUCAACGACAAGUGCACUGGUGCCGUUGUUGGCCAGCAGUGGUUCGGAGGAGGCCGACAGUCCGGAACCAACGACAAGGCUGGUUCCGGCAACAUUCUGUCUCGAUUUGUUUCUAUCCGAAACAUCAAGGAGAACUUCCGAGAGACCGACAACAUCCUCUACCCUUCCAACUACAACUAA
Molecule: messenger RNA, 1719 nt
Organism: Yarrowia lipolytica CLIB122
Lineage: Eukaryota; Fungi; Ascomycota; Dipodascomycetes; Dipodascales
Cellular component (GO): mitochondrial matrix
Molecular function (GO): L-glutamate gamma-semialdehyde dehydrogenase (NAD+) activity
Source: RefSeq, a predicted model, not a curated record